GUGCCUGGCGAGGGGCAGGGGGGCUGUCAGGAUUGGGGAGCAGGGGGUGGCCCAGGCAGGGUAGCUGGCCACGUUGCACCCUCACCCCUCCAUGCCUGUACGGAGCAGGGUGGGGGCCGUGCCUGCAGGGUGGGGCUCCCAGGUCCCUGUCACCUGGAGACGCUGCCCUUCUCUCUGCAGUGACCCCGUGGGCCCCAGCCGUCCGCCAUGGGGCUCCUGUCGGACCCGUACCGCAGGCGGGCACUGUCCCGGCUCAUCCUCCGCCUCAACACCCCACUCUGCAUCCUCAGCUACCUGGCUGGGCUGGGCUGGUUCCUGGGCCUGGCCUCCCCGCCCUUUACUCUGCGCUCAUAUAUGUCGGAGAACGCCAUGGGCUCCACCAUGGUGGAGGAGCAGUUCGUGUUUGGCGAGAGGGCGCUCUCCUACGCCCGCGAGUUCGCUGGCCACAAGAAGAAAGGGGAUCCCUGUGGCCUGGCUGGAGAAGACCAUGUGGAAGCUGGGCCUGGAGGUUUAUAAGCAGCCCUUCUCCCGCACUCUGCCCUUCCCUGACGAGAAGCACGAAAGAUAUAUGGUGAAGGGCACAAAUGUGUAUGGGAUCCUGCGGGCGCCACGUGCGGCCAGCACUGAGUCCUUGGUCCUGAGCGUGCCCUGCAGUACAGGGCAGCACAACAGCCAGGCCGUGGGGCUCAUGCUGGCCUUGGCUUCCUACUUCCGGGGUCAGAUUUACUGGGCCAAGGACAUCAUCUUCCUGGUGAACGAGCACGACCUGAUUGGCAUGGAGGCCUGGCUGGAGGCCUACCAUGACGUCAACGUCACUGAGGUUCUCUCCUCGGGGAUGCUGGGCCGGGCCGGAGCCAUCCAGGCAGCUGUCUCGCUGGAGCUGAGCAGCGACGUCGUCACCAGCUUCGAUGUGGCAGUGGAGGGGCUGAACGGGCAGCUGCCCAACCUGGACCUGGUCAACCUCUUCUACGCCUUCUGCCAGAAGAACGGGCUGCUAUGCACCAUCCAGGGCAAGCUGCAGCGCACGGACUGGGACACGCUGCCGUCCUACGUGCACAGCCUGCAGACCCUGCUGCUCAUGGUGCUGAAGCAGGGCUCCGGCCGGCCACAGGGCGACCACGGCCUCUUCCUGCGCUACCACAUCGAGGCCAUCACCGUGCGCGGCAUCAACAGCUUCCGGCAGUACAAGUACGACAUGGGCACCGUGGGCAAGACGCUAGAGGGGAUGUUCCGCAAGCUGAACAACCUGCUGGAGCGCCUGCACCAGUCCUACUUCUUCUACCUGCUGCCCUCGCUCGCGCGCUUCGUCUCCAUCGGCGUCUACAUGCCGGCCUUCGGCUUCCUCAUCCUCAUCCUCGUGCUCAAGGCCCUUGACCUGUGGAUGAAGCUGAGUAAAUGUGAUGUGGGCCCUGAGGAGCAGCUCUGCGAUGGAGACCGGGGUGCUGCCCACGCUGCCGCUGAGGAGUCGCGUCCCGGCCUGCUCACCCUGGUGCCACCUCUGCUGAUCUGCCAUGCCACGGGCCUCACCCUCUACUUCCUGCCUGUGCUGGGCCAGCACGUGGCCACCCAGCACUUCCCCGUCUCGGAGUCAGAGGCUGUGGUGCUGACGGUCAUUGCCAUCUACGUAGCUGGACUGGCGCUGCCACACAACACACACAGGGUGCUGACUGGCUGUGGGAGUGAACGCGGCUGGAUGACCCUGAAGCUUCUCUCUCUGCUUUACCUGGCCAUGCUGCUGGGCUGCAUCGCCCUCAUUAACUUCUCCCUGGGCUUCCUGCUGGCUGUCACCAUGGUGCCCGUUGCAGCCAUUGUCCAGCCCAAAGGCCCCAAGUAUCUGUAUGCAGUGCUGCUGGUCCUGGUCACACCAGCUGUCACCCUCCUGCUCAGCAUCGUCCUGUACCAGGAGCUGAUCGAGUACCCCAUCUCGGCGCUGGAGUGCUGGCAGCUCUUCCUGCAGGCUGUGUCUGAGGGCCUGCUGGACCACUACCUCUACGGCUCCAUCGUCUUCCCCUUCAUCGCCCUCUUCGUCUACCCUUGCUGGCUGCUGCUCUGGAACGUGCUCUUCUGGAAGUAGCCGGGCCCCUCUGCCUCACCCCACAUCUCCUGGGAGCGGGGAGCGGCCCCGCCUGGCCACUGGAUCCCAGGAUCUGGGACCUGCCCUGGAGCCAUCCCAUGUUCUCAGGCUGGAGUCUUGGGCUGUUCUGGGGCCUGCAGCAGGAGUUAGUCCCCCUUCCUUGUGCUCAGUGGCCUCCUGGGGGAAGGUGGAGCCAUAAUGGUCCCAGAGCAGGAGGGUGGCCUGGGCUGCCCUCUGCCUGUGCUCCAUUGAACUCAGCUGUCCCUGGGCAUUGCCCGCUGGGACCUUUGCCUUAGGGGAGCACCUGCCAGCUGGUGCAGGGGAAGGGGGGCACAGGGCACUGGGUUGCCUGCAUGGGAGCAGGGAUGCUUUGGCCCUGCUUGUUCCCACAGCCAGAGGGCAGAUGGCAGGGAGGAGGCAGCAUGGCAGGGUACCACUGCAGACACCGGUCCCCUUGAGUCUGGGGGGGGGCAGAGGGUGCUUCCCGCUCUUCCUCAGGCAUGGGCUGGACAGGCCUCCCCCAGCACUGGGAGAGGAGGGGGGUGGGGCACGCUGGGUAACACACUCCUCCGCUGUAUACAGGUGGGCCAGGCCCCCAGCGGACUGGGCUGGGGGAAUGUAUAGGGGUUGGAAAGGCAAGUGCCUGCCGGGACUGUUCACUCACUCACUCAGGCCCGUCACCCCAAUCGGGGUAUGGGACGCCAACCACAGAUCUCCAGAGUCCUCUACCCUAGGC
Messenger RNA from Gopherus evgoodei (Goodes thornscrub tortoise), 2810 nucleotides. It is a transcript of the gene GPAA1, whose product is annotated as glycosylphosphatidylinositol anchor attachment 1. The transcript has 12 exons. Gene Ontology annotation, biological process: attachment of GPI anchor to protein. Gene Ontology annotation, cellular component: GPI-anchor transamidase complex; membrane. Lineage: Eukaryota; Metazoa; Chordata; Testudines; Testudinidae. The record is from RefSeq and is a predicted model, not a curated record. Bases 92 to 2074 code for a protein of 660 amino acids.